UUCUAGCUCAGUGCAGCCUCAUCUCGGUGAACACCAUUGAGAAAGAGUGAGUGAGAGAGGAAGAGAGCGAGCGAGAGCGGGAGAGAGAGACAGCCAAAGCAGAGGAAGAGAAAGGAAAGAGACGGACCGACAUACUCUGUGAAAAAAGUGUCCAUAAUUCGUCACCCUUUCUUUCUCAAUUUCCAUCACAAACCCUACCGGCGCUUGGAUGAACCAAAACCUAUCGAUCAGUCAGUGCUACACCUGGAUCUCCUGACCAGCCCGAGCAGGCAUGUCCCGAAGGAAGCAGAGCAACCCCAGGCAAAUCAAACGUCCCUUAGAGGAUGGUGGUCUGGAGGAGGAGGAGGAGGAGAAUGAGCUCAUGGCAAAAGAUGAGUUCUCAACGGAAGAGAACUUCUCAGCUGAGUUUGAGUCGGAGAACAUGAGCUGUGAAGAUAUGGAAUACUACUGCAACAAAGGAGAAGAAGAUGGCAAUGGAGAAGCAGGGGAGUCAGAUGUGGAUGGACAGAGUGACAAAACCAGACACCCACAGGUUGGACCAGAGGAGUGGGAUGGACCAAGAGAGCUGGAUGCUUUGAACAAGGACGGCGAGCGCCGAAUCCACAGCCGGCAGCAGCUCCCUGUGGGAACCACAUGGGGACCUUUCAACGGGAAGAUCGAGAUGAACCCUGACGGCAGCAGCAUGAAGACCAAGAGCUGUGUCCCGGUGGUGCUCAGCGCCGGCCCCAGGUGGCUGCUGGAUGUGACUUGGCAAGGAGCAGAAGACAAUAAAAACAACUGUGUGGUGUACAGCAAAGGUGGCCAGCUGUGGUGCACCACCACUAAGAGCAUCAUGGAAGGCGAGGAGCUGGUGGCGUUCGCCGUGGACUUUGACUCCCGUCUUCAGGCCAUCAGCCACAUGUCUCUGACUGAGGGGAUGUACCCCGCCAGACUGCUGGACACCAUCCAGCUCCUGCCCCAGCAAGCCGCCAUGGCCUCCAUACUGCCCACCGCCAUCGUCAACAAGGACAUCUUCCCGUGUAAGGCUUGUGGGAUCUGGUACCGCAGUGAGAGGAACCUGCAGGCCCAUCUGAUGUACUACUGCAGUGGCAGGCAGAGGGAGCCAGAGAGCCAGGGGGAGGAAAAUGACAACGGACCUCACCAGACCCCCAGCAUCUGCCCCUUCCCACAAUGCAACAAGAGCUUCACCAGUGCCAGAGCCCUGGAAAUGCACCUGAGUACACAUAGUGGUGUCAAGAUGGAAGAGACGCUCCCCGCUGGCACCAGCUUGAAAUGCACAAUCUGUAACUACACAGCAGAUUCACUUAUUACAUUCCAGCAUCACAUCCUCUCUCACCUGUCACAGGCGGCCUUCAGAUGCAAUCACUGCCAUAUAAGCUUCCAGAACCACAGGGAACUGUUGCAGCAUCAGGACGUACACGGCCACCACGGCCACGGCGGUGGAAGCAAACUUCACAGGGAAAGUGACAGCGAGCACUCUCCCAGGGGCGCGGAGGAAGCCCUGCAGCAGGCGGCGGCCCGCAUCGAGCUGGCCAACCGCAAGGAAGCCCUGCAGAGUCCCAAAGGAUCCCUCAGCAAGGACGCCACCACGGACACAGAGCUGGAGAAGUCGGAGAAGAAGACUCUGCUGUCAGGGCAGAAGGGGGACAGUGGCCACUUGGGCAGUAAGGCCAGCUUCUCCUACACCCGGAUCAAGUCUGAGCCUUCCAGUCCUCGUCUGGCUUCCUCUCCUGUCCAGCAUAACAUGGGCCCCACCUUCCCCAUGGGUCCCUUCCUGUCCCAGUUCGCUUUCUCCCAGGACAUCUCCGUUGUCCCGCAGGCUUCUGAGAUUCUAGCCAAAAUGUCCGAGCUAGUGCAUCGAAGGCUACGCCACGGUGGGAACACGGGCUACCCUCCUGUGAUCUACAGCCCCCUAAUGCCCAAAGGGGCCACCUGUUUCGAAUGCAACAUCACCUUCAAUAACCUGGACAACUAUCUGGUCCACAAAAAGCACUAUUGUAACAGCCGCUGGCAGCACAUGUCCAAGUCGCCCGACUUCUCCAGCGUCUCGGACAAGGCGGUGUCGGAGGUGGUGAGCCCGAACAGCGGCCACAGUGCAGUCGGCAUGCUCACCGGCUGCCACCCUUCAGAGGUCGGCGACAGCCACCUGGUGCAGUCUGCCUGUCUGUCGGUCACCUCUCAAAGUGUCCUGGACAUGAUCAACGCAGGAGGGGCAGCGAAAGGCUCCGGCCCGGAGAAGGAGCUGGCCGGCCAGGUGAAGAAGGCGUCGAGCACCCCGACCGGCGUGGAGGAGAGGCUGAACGGGAAGCAGCAGGCGGUGGAGGGGAAAAGCCCCACCGCCACGUCUCUUGUGGAGACGGACGUCAACGACCCCAACCAGACCACCUGCGCAGCGUGCAACAUCACCUUCAGCCGUCACGAGACCUACAUGGUCCACAAGCAGUACUACUGUGCCACGCGCCACGACCCCCCCAUGAAACGCAUGUCUGCUAACAAGGUUCCCUCCCUGCAGAGGAACAUGAGGACCCGUAAGCGCAGGAAGAUGUAUGAGAUGUGUCUGCCAGACCAGGACCCAAGAGGACCCCCCAUGGGCCAGCCAGGGUUCCUGGGGGUCCCUCCAAUGGGGAACCCCUGUACAUCCCAGGAGGCGGUGGACAACCUGGCCGACCGUUUCCAUCCUCGCUGCGACGUCUUCCCAGGGAUGGUCCCCAAACACCUGGAGGCUUCCCUCACCGUCACCAAGUCUAUUAUGGCCACCAACCGCAAUACCAGCAUGGACCAGCAGGAGCUGGACGCACCGAUCGAUCUCAGCAAAAAGUGCCCGCUGAUCCCCAAUGACAAGACAUCGCCUAGCUCCCCCAAAAGACUGUUGGACUAUCACGAAUGUACAGUGUGCAAGAUCAGUUUUAACAAAGUAGAGAACUACCUAGCGCAUAAACAGAACUUUUGCCCUGUGACAGCAGCUACUGGGAGCCAGCAGCUGAGUGGGGAAAUGGCGAUCGGUCUGGAGCAGCAGACCAUGUUCCCAGACGGGGUGAAGAGUGAAGGAAAUAACCCUGACGAGGCCUACGAUAAGAGCCCGGGGAAAUUUGACAAGAACAGCAGCAACGGGAGCAGUAAAAUGAUUGUGCAGAACGGGGGUGGAAUGUUCCCCCCUCACCUAGGCCCAGUACCGGCUCUCAAGCCCUUCAGCGAGGCUCAGCUCAUCCCGCCGAAAGACGAGAACCAGAACUUGUUUCUGCCCCACUGCCUUUAUCCCGGUGCAAUAAAGAAGGUGAAAGGCGCCGAGCAAAUAUCGCCCUAUUUCGGGAUAAAGCCGACCGAUUACGCGGCCGGCGGGCUGGUCAUGCCGGGAGAGAGAGAGGCGAACAGCGAACAGGAGCAGGGCAGUAACGGAGGGGGACCAGACACGGGUAGAGAACAGCCUGCUGCCAACGGCUGCCCACCCCCGAGCAAAGAGCCAUUACCCCUGCUGCCCAAAAACAGGGGCAUGGUCAUAGUAAACGGCGGGCACAAGCCAGAGGAGCGUUCAGGCUCAGGGCCCGUCACACCCAACCAGGAGAACCACUCCCACAACCCCCUGCAGCCGGACGGCCACCCGUCACCCACGUGGGGCACAGAGAACCCGUCUGACUCCAACGAAAACGUGUCUCCCACAUCCAAGUCACCGACCGAGGAGGCAGCGCCCACCGUGACGAAGGGUGUGAACGGGUCGAGCCAAGCCCCGGGCAGUGGGAAGUACUGUCGUCUUUGUGACAUCCAGUUCAACAACCUAUCAAACUUUAUUACUCAUAAGAAGUUUUACUGUUCGUCACACGCGGCAGAGCACGUGAAAUGAAGUCAGCCCUGGCGUUUCUCGCCCCUUUCUCCCCCUUUUUUUUUCCUGUCUGGGUACACUGUAAUGUCUGGAAGAGUGCAUCACUAAUGCAGUUCUAUACGCUGCUUGUGGACAAUCAAGAGAAGCUUCUUCUUUCAUAAUUUUAAGACUUAAAUGCUAAUCAUUGGUUAAUGAAAAAAAAAUGAAUCAAGAGUAAUAUUGGUGCCACUUCCACAUUUAUUUAUUUUACAAUCAGUAUUAAUAGGAGUAGUGAUCUUAAUCUUAAUUUAAAAUUCAAAUGAAAUUUAUAUCAGAGUUGUUUGUAAUGUUAUUGUAUAGUCAUUCUUGUGUAGCACACACAUUGUUUCCACUGUAAUGUAGGCUCAAAGAAACAAUAGACAGAAGACAAAUGAGAUGCAUUUUAGACACAAAAUAGCUACUGAAGCACUUGUGUAUUCUUAUUUGCUGUAACAGUUUUUGUAUAUGCUUAAAUGUCAUUUGCAGCUUUGCUUUCCAUGACUCCGAUUCUUGGCCUUAGCCUGCCUUUGGUAGGACGGCCAGGCACAAUCAAGCUGCAUCUUCUGUUUUGGCAUAUACACUUGGCUUAGCAUACGUAUGUGGCUGUUUGUCCCUGUCUCUUUUAUUCAACUCAGAUGUGGAUGUUUCAGGAGGGUGGCAACAUUCUUGUAUAGUACUCGUAUUUCUGUUUGCUGAACUACACUUUGAUCUCCCUUUUUAAAUAUUGCUAUCCACGCAAUACUUUGUAAAUGAGGGAUCUUACUGAAAACAGUAUUAUAAGAAGGGGACUGCAUAUAUUAUUUGGAACCCAUAGGAAAAAAAAAUACAAUUGUACAAGAAUGACGUUUAUUGCUGUUAAGGAUAACUGACCAGAUGGGUUGAGAGGUUGGUUGAUGGGGAAUACUAAUGUAAAAUAAUCAUUCCAAUGUCCUAAUUAUAGGAGAAAAAAUGUUUCUUAAAAAACGUUGUUGCUAUGCAUGUAUAUGGAUGGAAUAAAAUUCCAGAACUGUUGGAAAUAAUUUUUAUUUUGAUGUGGUGUCAUAAUUAAACUUAAAUCCUCAGGAUAAUUUAAUGUUUGGUCUUUUCUUUCAAAAUACAGUGUACCAAUGUAAUGGAUACUGGGUACAUUUUGGUACAAGGAGGGACAGCUGAAAAUUGACAAAUGUUAAAAAAGGAUUUAUAAAUUUUAAGGAAAAACAUCUGUCAGUUAAAAAAAAAUCAUCCCUGAAUAA
Molecule: messenger RNA, 5067 nt
Organism: Esox lucius (northern pike)
Lineage: Eukaryota; Metazoa; Chordata; Actinopteri; Esociformes; Esocidae
Gene: zfpm2a
Product: zinc finger protein, FOG family member 2a
Exons: 8
Coding region: 272-3838 (1188 amino acids)
Biological process (GO): positive regulation of transcription by RNA polymerase II; negative regulation of transcription by RNA polymerase II; heart development
Cellular component (GO): nucleus
Molecular function (GO): RNA polymerase II-specific DNA-binding transcription factor binding
Source: RefSeq, a predicted model, not a curated record